Sceloporus undulatus (fence lizard) is the source of this 4009-nucleotide messenger RNA. RefSeq names its product zinc finger protein 501-like. The transcript is spliced from 4 exons. The record is from RefSeq and is a predicted model, not a curated record. Gene Ontology annotation, molecular function: DNA-binding transcription factor activity, RNA polymerase II-specific; RNA polymerase II cis-regulatory region sequence-specific DNA binding. Bases 133 to 1650 code for a protein of 505 amino acids. NCBI's taxonomy places the organism in Eukaryota, Metazoa, Chordata, Lepidosauria, Squamata, Phrynosomatidae. Gene Ontology annotation, biological process: negative regulation of transcription by RNA polymerase II; regulation of immune system process; regulation of cytokine production.
CUCCUCGGGCAUCGACUGCUUCGGCCUGGCUGAGGAGGAGUGCAGGGAGCCUAAGAAGCCCCUCAAACCCCAAAGCCAGCUCCAGCUCCAGCUGCUGCAGCCAGCCUUUGUUCCUCCCUGGCCUUGGCCUCCAUGGCUUUCCCUGCUGCCCAGGUGAUGUUUGAGGACGUGGCGGUCUAUUUUUCCCCAGCUGAGUGGGCAGAGCUGGCAGAAUGGCAGAAGGACCUGUAUCGAGCUGUUAUGGUGGAGAACUACGAGGCAGUGGCCUCCUUGGGGCAUCUGGCUGCCAAACCGGAGCUCAUCUUCAAGAUCGAGCAAGAAGACAACCCAUGCCUUCCGGAGACCCCAGAGACCCACAAGUGGAGGAGGCCCCCCAGCCCCUGGCUGGCAGGAGAUGGGAUCAGGAUGGAAGAUGAAGAAGAAAGCGAAGGGCCAGGAAUGAAACAGCUGCCUAUAGCACACCGAAAGAGGGGGAGGAAGUCCCGCCCUUCCGGAACGGAGAAGCCUGUGACGCGUGCCACAAAUGCCAUUCCCAAACCUCAGGACACUAGCCUCCCACGGAUGCCGCUGAAGGCGAACCCACCCAAAUGCCCCGAGUGCGGGAAGAGCUUCUUAAGCAACGUGGCCAUGACCAUCCACAUCCGGACACACACAGGCGAGCGCCCCUUCAAGUGCCACCUCUGCCCCAAGGGUUUUCCCUCCAUGGGAGACCUCAAGCGCCACAUCAAGACCCACUUGCGGAAGAAGGACCUCCCGCCAAGCAGUGCCAGCCCCAAGACCAAGAAAUGCCUCACCGCAAAGUUGCAGCUUCUGCGCCAGUUGGGGGCUGCCCCAGGCCCCAAGAAGCCCCACAUCUGCGACCAGUGCGGGAAGAGCUUCAGCAAGAAGCGGGACUUGCGGAAACACCACGGGAUCCACUCAACGGAGAGGCCCUUCUCCUGCCUGGAGUGUGGAAGAAGUUUCCGGCUGAAGCAGAUCCUGGUGGCCCACAUGAAGGUCCAUGCUGGGGAGCGGCCUUUCUCCUGCGAUCAGUGCGGGAAGCGCUUCAUCCAGAAGCACCACGUGGAGAGCCACCAGCGGGUCCACACAGGCGAGAAGCCCUUCGCCUGCACCACCUGCGGGAAGCGCUAUGCCCAGAAACAGCCCCUCAUCAGCCACUUGCGGGUCCACACUGGAGAGCGGCCCUACGCCUGUGGCGAGUGCGGGAAGACCUUCCGGAACCAGCCGACCUUGACCAUCCAUAACCGGAUGCACACUGGCGAGCGGCCCUAUCGCUGCUUGCUGUGCGGCAAGACCUGCAGCCAGAUGCAGCAUCUGAAGAGCCACCAGCGGGUCCACCGCGGAGAACAACAUCUCCUGGUAUCUGGUGACAUGAAAGCCCUGGCCUUGAAGAAAGCCCGGGAGAUGCAGGAGAAACCCUACCAGUGUCCCAAGUGCGAGAAACGCUUCCGGGACAAGAUGAUCAUGCAGACCCACCUGCAAACCCACGAGGAAAAGACUCCACUGAGAUGUGGGCCCAUUUCAAGCAAAGCAGGUCCUGGACUGAACAUGCCUCUUUCUGUCCAGACAGUAAUGCCCCUAUCACUAGACUCAAAAUCCUCUGGCAAAGGGACGGGUGCGAGACAGAAGCAUCAUCAGAAGCAGGUGUAACAGAGAUGCUGCAUUGGGCAAAUGUUCUGUCAACUGUACUGACUGCAGCUGGAAAUUCACACAGGUGAUAUAUCUCACCCUGCAUCAGAGGAGCCAUACAUGAGAGGACCCUGCUUCUGUUGGUGGAGAAGGACAUAGUGGUGCAUUUAAGGAAAUCCUUGUAGCCCUGGCAUUUUGUGUAGAGCUAAGUAAGUCCUCAAGUGCAUGAUGCAACGUUUCAGGUUACACAACUAUCUUAGAAUCGUAGAAUCAUAGAGGUGGAAGAGACUCAAGGGCCAUCUUCUUCUGACGAAGUGCAGAAAAGCCUUUAUAUCCAUUGCUGGCAAGAGAAAAGUACAGUCGGCCCUCCAUAUCCACAAAUUCUGCAUCCAUAAAUUCCAUCAUCCACGGCUUGAAAAUAUUCUGGGGGUUUUGGCCCAAGAAAGCAACCUUUCCAAGAACUGUGUCCGUUCUUUGUCUUCAGUGGAGUCAGUCCACAAGGUUUGAAGGAGCAUGUUGUGGCCUCCAGUCUAAUACAGAUGGCCCUCCAUAUCCACGGAUUUAUAAUCCAUGGAUUCAAGCAUCCACAUAUUGAAAAUAUUGCAAAAAGUAUAAAUUCCAAAAAGCUAGCAUUGAUUUUGCUAUUUUAUGUAAGGGACACCAUUUUACUAUGCCAUUGUAUUUAAUUGAACCUUACUAUCCACGGAUUUUAGUAUCCAUGGAGGGUCCUGGGACCAAACUGCAGCGGACUGAAUGUUUUGACCUAGGGCUUAUAAACUUAUUUUUUACCAUAAGCGCAUUUAAAUUUAUUUCCAAAUAAACACACAUACAUACUCAUAUAAAACCCUUCAUCCUGUGUUGGGAUUCCAGUUGAUCCAAACUCAAUAGAUUGACACCUUUUCUUUCCUCCUUCCACUCUUUUAAAAUUCUCUGGAUCUGGUAUGGCUACUAUGAACAGGGAAAUCUUCUAAGCUCUGGAACUAGCAAGGUUUCAUCCAGCAAUCCUGAAUUACUCUUACAAAAGGGUUUUUAUCGCAGACUGUCUUACAUGGAGAAAUGCCCUGCAGGAACAGAAAACAUGUAUGUUUGGUAGGAAAGAACAUGUAUGGAAAGAAAAAAGAGCAGCAUCCAGCUAGGUAGACUUUCUAGCCAAGAAACUGGGAAUUUGUGGCCUGGUGGUAUGGCUCCCAGCAUCCCCCCAUUGGCUAGGGCUGAUGGGAGCUGCAGUCCCUCACCUAUACCUGCUUUAGCCUCACUGAAAUGUAUUUUAAGAGGGCCAUUGGGUAGCUGAAGGCCUUACCCUCCAAAGACCCUGUAGUCAGUUGGCUUUUUAAAUUCCAUGUGGAAGUUGAUCAUUUGCAAGUGUGUCAGAGAGGCUUUUGUGAUAUUAUAAUCUGUGAUUAUAUAAAACCUUCUCUUUGCGAUGCUUCAAGGAAGUUUUGUCUUAUACUGCGAUAUGACCAUGCCUCCAAGAUGCCCAGUUUACAUUUUUCCAAAGGAUAAUUCGAGCAAAUCAGCACCCAUUAAUUCACAUUUUCUACAGCAAGAGAGGACAAAGUGCGGCCCCCAGGGAAUAAUCCCCCCCCCAAAAAAACUAAUUUGCCCCAAAUUCCUUCUCUAGGGGAUGAUAGCAUUUUUAUCACACUUUGUGGCUCUCUAGGACUACAUCUGCACUGGAGAAAUAAUGCAGUUUGACACUGCUUUAAUUGAAAAUGUCUCAGUGCUAUAGAUUUCUGGGAUCUUUGGUUAAUGAAGAAGAAAAUACUAACUAGGAGAGGCUGCAGCAUUUUGCUUUUGCUUGACCCUGCUGGGAAAGGCAAGGCCCCACUUACUCCUUUCCCCCUUGCUGGGUAAAGUGAGUGCAAAGCGCUGUGCUUUUUGCGUUUUAAACUCAGUUUGCAGCCAUUGAGAAAAGCCAGGAGAAAUUGAGAAAGUUGGAGGAGAAAGUAGGGCAUUUUAAAAGCAUUUUAAAAAGUGGGAAGACAAAAGAUUACCCAGGUCUGUUCCUGCCAAAUCAGGUCACUUGGUGGGUAUAUAUUUCCCUUUUUUUUGCAGCUUCUUUCAGCUCAGAGACACUGGGAAGAAGAACACAAUUCUGCAGUCAAACAUGGAUACACACACACACACAUACACACACCUCUGAUAGCUCUCUUAUCUAUAAUUUGGAAGGAAUGCAUUACAGAGAAUGUAGUUAACUGUAGCAUUUUGGGUCAUGAGAGUUUAAUGAAGUUACAUUUCAAGUGUAAAAUAAUAAAAGCAGAAUUGCUUUAUUGCUCUCAAAAAUAUGUUUACAGCCUUGGUUUAAACUGAGCGUUCUUUUCAAAGCUUUUACAUGAUGGUAAAAUAUCCUCUUGGACCUAAUAAAGCUAUCUGAACUUGC